UACUCCUCUCUCUCUCUCUCUCUCUCUCUCUCGUAUGCGUAGGAAAAACCCUGGCUCUCCAGCUCCUCCGCCCCCGUUAAUGGCGGAGUUCCCCUUCCCCGGGCUCCUCGACCUCCGGUUCUCCCCCGUCUCCUACAAGCUCUCCCCUCCGCAGCCAUCGGCGCCGUCGCUCCACCUCCGACGCACCGUAUCCCAGCCACCGUCUUCCCCGCCGCCGCUCCGGCCGAGGGUCGCUGGGCGACCCGACCUCGAGCUCUGCUCCACAAUCGAGUGCUUGGACGGGAGCGUCAUCUUCCGGUUCUGCGAUGCCGCGGAGAAAUCGGAUUCGGAGAAGGGUUUGGGUGAAUCGGAGGUGAGAGAGUCCUCGGAAGUGGAUUUCCAGGAGGCGGCCUCUGAGAUGGCGAGGAGACCCACCCUUGAGUCGGAAGGAUCGGUAGUCAUGGAUGCUGAUGAUGAUGGUAACAGGGGAAGUAGCGAAUCAGGUGAUUCGAAUGAGCUGCUUGAAAAGGAAGCUCGUGAUGCACGCACCGUUAAUGGAUUGGAGAUGGAGAUUGGGGAUUCAGAGGGUGAGUUGGAGAUGAUUACUGAAGCAAAUAGUUCUGACUUGUUUGUAGAGGAAGUAGAAGAACCAAAUAGUAUGCCUGCGGAGAGUAGAGAAACUCCACUUGAAACCAAAUUGGUGGAGUCUCCAGACGGCGACCGAGAGGUGAGUGAGGUUUCUGCGGAAGCGAGUGAGAUUGUGGGGUCGGAGAAAGACUCAGAUUUAGCGUUGACUUGUACGGAAACUUCACUGGAAGUGAAGAGCACUGAUGCCGAUAUCGAACAGGAAGUUAACUCGACUAACGGAAGUCUCGUUGCUGGAAAAUCCUUAUCACCAUAUAGUGGUGUUGUCCAAGAAUGUGGCCCUGAGAUGAUAGAAGCCUCAGUUGACGAAUCAACUGUUAGCGAUCAGGAAUUAAAGUUGAACUCUUCGGAUGGAACUCAGCAGGAAAAAGCAGUAAGUUCCAGUUUGCCUAUUGAGCAACAAGAUAGGUUGACUGAUGAAAGUCACCUUGUUGAAGAAUCCCCCGAAGUUUCUGAUCUCCAGGAAUCUGCCGAGGAGUUGGAAGAAACCUCAGCUGAUGAUAGAGAGGAAGUAACUGAAAGCCUUUUGGUGGAUAAAGAGGCUUCGGAGGUCUCUAGUACAUCAGAUAUUGAUAUUGAUGCAGAUAGGGAAUCAAGUAAUUUCCCAAUAGAGGAUCAAGGAGAAGCAAAUAGUGAUCAGACAUCAAUCAUGGAACAACUUAGAGAAGAGAAGGAUCAGAUCUACAGCAAUACUGAGGUUGUGAGCCCUGACAGGACAACUUCGGUAUCAGUACCAACUCUUUCUUUGGCUUCAGGUGCUGCAAUGUUACCUCAUCCUUCAAAGGCAUUGACUGGUGGGGAAGAUGCCUACUUUGUGGCAUGUAAAAGCUGGUUAGGUGUAGCGGAUGGAGUUGGUCAGUGGUCACUUGAAGGAGUCAACGCAGGAUUGUAUGCUAGAGAACUAAUGGAGAACUGUGAGAGAUAUGUCUCCAAGUAUGAAGGAGUUCCAGGAACUAAACCUGAUCAAAUUCUGACCCAGGCUGCAGUUGAAGCAAAGUCGCCUGGUUCAUCAACUGUUCUAGUUGCUCAUUUUGAUGGCCAGGUUCUUCAUGUAGCUAAUAUAGGGGACUCUGGAUUCCUCGUGAUAAGAAAUGGUGCAGUAUUUAAAAGAUCUACUCCGAUGCUUUAUGGGUUCAACUUCCCCUUGCAGAUUGAGAGGGGUGAUGAUCCCUCCAAGUUCAUACAGACUUACAAUAUCGAUCUAGAUGAAGGGGAUGUGGUCAUAGCAGCAACAGAUGGCCUCUUCGAUAACCUAUACGAACAAGAGAUAACUGCGAUCGUCUCCAAGUCAUUACAAGCGGGCCUCAAAACAACGGAAAUUGCGGAGUUCCUGACAUUGAGGGCACAAGAAGUGGGGAGAUCAUCUUUUGCCAGAAGCCCGUUUGCUGACGCCGCGCUUGCCGCCGGAUACCUCAGCUUUACCGGAGGCAAGUUGGACGAUGUGACAGCAGUCGUUUCCAUUGUUGAGAAGUCCCACUUAUAGCCUAACGUUAAGCAAGCGGGUUAUCUCAUUGAAUAGUGUGGAGAAUGUGUGUGUGAAUUGGAGCCCGUCUCUGCGAUGUUCUAUGCUGCAAACUGUAUUUGCAGGUUUUAGCCGUUUAAUUAAGCCGCGCUUUGGUUAAGUACUUCUCGGAAUAAAAUAAAAGUGGAGAAAAAGCAAAGAAGAUACCUGGAAAGAUCCAUCUUUGAAUCA
Molecule: messenger RNA, 2317 nt
Organism: Ananas comosus (pineapple)
Lineage: Eukaryota; Viridiplantae; Streptophyta; Magnoliopsida; Poales; Bromeliaceae
Product: probable protein phosphatase 2C 71
Exons: 9
Coding region: 35-2107 (690 amino acids)
Source: RefSeq, a predicted model, not a curated record